Menidia menidia (Atlantic silverside) is the source of this 2275-nucleotide messenger RNA. NCBI's taxonomy places the organism in Eukaryota, Metazoa, Chordata, Actinopteri, Atheriniformes, Atherinopsidae. The record is from the annotation of a GenBank genome assembly.
GAGUUCACUGGAGGGAUUUCUGGUUACCAUGCAGCUAAUACGCUAGCAGGUCAGAAAACAAUUUACUAAGUCGCUACUCUUCACAAAUAAGUCAGUUCUAAGAACUUGAACCUCUCAGAGCUUUGAAACAGCAGUAUCACCGAAAAUGGACUUAGAAGAUGACACUACCGUGUUAACAACCCUGAGGUCAUUCAAUACCUUCAUCAGUCGUCCGGACAAUCCACAGCGGCUGUCGGAGCCCUCCACAGGGAGUGGGGCCCUGCAAAGCCAGUACAAACGCAGCAUUGAGCUUCUGGAAGCCGCAGAGAAGGUCCACUCUAAGAGCCGCUACCUCCAGUUAGACCAAGAAAAGAAACAGAUGGAGCUGAGUCACAAACGAGCUCGUUUUGAGCUGGAGAAGGUUGCCUCUGACAGUGCACGAGACUUGGAGCAUGAAGUGGACAGGAACCAAGGACUUUUGGGCAUAAUAAAAAAGUUGGAGGAGAGGGAGAUGGAAGCAAACAAAAACCUGUCAGAGCAGGUGGAGGCCAACCGAGCCCUCCGUAGAAACCUAGAGGGUAUGAGUAAGAAACUCGAGGAGCGAGAUACCAACCUGAAUACGGCCAACCAGACAAUCAGUUCUUUGAAGGAUGAGCUAAGAGAGCUUAAUCAGAAAAUUCAAAAUCAAGACUCAACGAUUUCUACCCAAACUUUGGAAAAGGAGGAGUUACAGGAACAGCUUGACUUACAACGGAGGAAGUAUCAGGAAGUCUCUCAACAAUGUCAAACUCUUCAAGCUGCCCAGUCCUCCUGCUCUGAGCACAUAAUCAAGAUUAAGGAGUUGGAGAGGCGUCUUGCUCUGCAGGAGCAGGACAUGGCAAUCGUGAAGACUGUUAAAUCAGAAGUGGCCAGAGUUCCAGAUAUGGAAAAGGAGCUGAAACACCUCAGAGAUGAAAAUGCUUUUCUAAGGGAGAGUAGAGAAAAUUGCAGCCUGUUGAAAGAGGAGGCGGAAGGACUUAGGAAGAAGUUGGAGAGGAUGGAGAAAACCAAAGAGGAUUUGGUCAACAUGGAACUGGAGAAAGAAAGGCUGGCUGAGAAGCUUCACGCAUGGGAAAACCUUGGCCAAUCCACUGGACUCAACAUAAGGAAACCAGAGGAUCUGUCCAGGGAGGUGAUUCAGAUCCAGCAGAGAGAAAUAGCUCUCAAAGAGCAGAACUACAGACUCAACAGCCGUGUGAGGACGGUGGAGCGUUCGCUGCCCGAGCUCCGCGCCGAGCUGCACCAGCAGGGCUGCAAGACCCUGGAGGAGCAGAAGAGGAGAGAGGCACAAGACGCCCUCGUCCGGCGCCUGCAGAAGCGAGUCCUGUUGCUAACCAAGGAUGAGCAAAGGGCGUCGACGUUUGAUGGGCACAUUUUUAUGUUCCAGGAGCGCGACGGAAUGCGUGCUAUACUGGAGUCGUACGACAGCGAGUUGGCAUCCACAGAGUAUUCCCCUCAGCUCAGUAAGCGACUCAGAGAGGCAGAGGAGGUCCUGCAGAGGACUCAGAACCACAACACAGAGAUGGAGGCAAGUAUACGGGCAUUCACGUGCUCAGCUGACCAAAGCACAGGAGGAGACUGGGGUGCUCAAAAUACAACUACAGACGCUGCGGCGGGGAUGGUGGAGCUGGAGCUGGAGUCUUUAAAGAAGCAGCAGGCUGCUACAGCUGACGGCAGCUCUUUAGCCACCAAAGAGGAGAUGAGCAUACUCAGGCAGAAGAUUGAAGAUUUAGAGACAGAGCGACAGCGUUUGGAGGAGCAGAAAAACACUCUGGAGAUGAGACUGGAGAGACAUAACCUGAAGGGAGGCUAUGAUCCAACCAAGACCCGGGUCGUCCAUUUCAAAAUGAAUCCAACCUCUGUUGCCAAGCAACAGCGCCAGCAGGAAGUGGAGGGUCUUCAGGAGGAAGUGGCGCGUCUCAGGGAACUGGUCCGUUCGCUGCAGGAUGGAGGCACGGGGGCGCAUUCCCACCAGGACUCCAGCCUUUACAACCCCAGCCUCAGCCUGAGUUUACCCCCGUCCAAGGAGGUGCUGGAUCUACGUAAGCAGAUGGAGUGCUCAGAGCUGAGGAACCAGAGGCUCAAAGAAGUGUUUCAAAAGAAAAUUCAGGAGUUCCGCACCGUUUGCUAUGUCCUGACAGGCUACCAGAUUGAUAUAACGACUGAGAACCAGUACAGGCUCACCUCGGUCUAUGCAGAGCACAUGAACGACUCCUUACUCUUCAAAAAGGUACCUGCUUUACUCCACUUUGCUUGA